Molecule: messenger RNA, 2791 nt
Organism: Rhopalosiphum maidis (corn leaf aphid)
Lineage: Eukaryota; Metazoa; Arthropoda; Insecta; Hemiptera; Aphididae
Exons: 16
Coding region: 350-2725 (791 amino acids)
Biological process (GO): proteolysis
Molecular function (GO): serine-type endopeptidase activity; protein binding
Source: RefSeq, a predicted model, not a curated record
UUCAACUUCAUGUUCUUCGUGAAUCGUGAUAUGUUAAUUUACAAGACCUUGAGAGUUCGAGUACUAGUGCUUAAUGUAAAAUAUAUUUCACCAGUUCCGUGAUAAGUGAUCAUAUUGUAUGAUCGUCAUAAUAUAGUCAUUGAAUAGACCCAAUAUUAUGUGCUCGGUGUUUGUUGAUCAUAUUGUGUCUUACAUGUUGCUAUCUAAGUUUUAAAUUAAUUAAAUCUCUAUACACAUUAUUCGUGAUUUCAUUAGCACUAUCGGCAUCAACUACGUAUUAGCAUCAUAUGUGUUCAUAAUAUAUAAUAUAGUAUUUUACUACACUUUUAUGGUUAUUCAUUUACGGUGAAUGUUGUUUAGUGGCGUUCAUACUAAUGUACUAAAAUGGUUUGUCGACGUUUUAAAAUAUAUUUACCGUGAUUUCAGCUCUCUAUUAGCCAUGAAGGUGACUUAUUCCUGGUUGACAUACUCGUGUUUAAUUUUCGGAACUGGAAUUUUGUGUGACAGAAAACUCGAAAGACGACAAGCUGGAUCAUCUUGCUCACUAACCAACGAGGAUUCGUUUAGUUGUUCGAAUGGACAAUGCAUCGUAUGGUCGACCGUUUGUGAUGGUCGGAAGGAUUGCUCAGAUGGUUCAGACGAAAAUAAAGAGUUAUGUGCUCGAUACGAGUACAGAAUGAAUACAACAGAAUGUGGUAGAGAAUAUAUCCCUGACAAUAACUCAGUAUCGAACAUCAACGGUGAGAAAGCACUUGUUGGAAAAGUACCUUGGAAUGUUGCAAUAUAUAGAAAAUAUACUUCUAAAUAUGACUUGACAUGUGGAGGAUCAAUAAUAUCUCCAAAUUUAGUGAUUUCUGCGGCUCAUUGUUAUUGGUACAAAGGGAUAAGGUCUAAAAUAUCAGUAGACGAUGAUUCAUAUAAAGUCGCUGUUGGAAAAUAUGAUAGAAAUUUCACAGUAAUUGACAACGACUUCACUCAAAUAAUGAAGGUGGAAUUUAUUUACGUACACGAAGAAUAUGUUGGAGGAUUCAUUCAGCAGUUUUAUGAUGUAGCUGUUAUUAAGUUAUUGAACAGAAUUACUUUUAGUAAUAUUGUGACACCUGUUUGUAUAGAUUGGAGUGGUAAAUACGAUGUACCAAAUGGAACUCAAGGAAAGGUUGUUGGUUGGGGAAUAACGAAAGAACGAAAAAAAAGUCCUGUUUUGUUAGAAGAAUCUGUGCAAUACAUCGACCAAAAAUCUUGUCGAAAAAUUAACAACGAUGUUAAAAAAUUGGUGACUGAUGAUAAGUUUUGUACCAGUUCUGCAUUGGGAGAAGGAGCAGUUACUGAAGGUUUUAGCGGUGCAGGAUUAAGCUUUAUAAUACACUACAACUCUUAUUAUUUAACCGGAAUAACAUGUUUCAAGGAAUCAUCAGUCCUAGGUUUUACAGAUAUUCGGUAUCAUAUUAAUUGGAUUCGAAACAUAUAUAUUAAAUAUUUGAACAAUGACAUACCAUUUUGUGUUCUACCAGUCGUUGAUGGAGUUAUAUAUUCUUACGAAAACUCAAAUGAAAUUUUAGCUCACGGGGCAAUAAUUGAUCAGUAUCGUACCGUAAUUGAGAACUGUGAUGUUGGAUAUCAUAAUGUUUAUCCCAAUGGUUUUAGGGUUUGUCGAGGAAAUGGAAAAUGGAUCUCAAAUUCUGAGAAAUUGUGUCUAAAAAUGUGUCCACCUUUAUUAUCAGACAGUUUAGAUAUUAAAUGUACUCUUAAUGGUAAGUUUGCUAAUUGUUCAAAUCCAUCAAUACCCGAUACGAUAGCCUUGCCAUCGUGUAAACCAACGUACAUUGCACCAGUUGGACUAGAAGAGACUCCGUUUGAAUUAAUUUGUCAGUCUAAUGGGACGUGGAACAAUCAACUUUAUAAAUGCAAUCCAUAUUGCGGUAAAGUAUAUACUAACAGCCAUUUGUUAAUUGCCAAUGGUACGAAAGCUCAUGUUGGAACAGCGCCUUGGAAUGUUGGAAUAUACCGAUUAAAUAAAGGGACUUCCAAAUAUGACUUGAUAUGUGGAGGAUCAAUAAUUUCUCCAAAUUUAGUGGUUUCUGCGGCUCAUUGUUUUUGGUACAAAGGGAUAUUAUCUAAUAAGAUAUCAAUAAACGAUGACUCAUAUAAAGUCGCUGUUGGAAAAUAUGAUAGAAAUUUCACAGUAAUUGAUAAUGACUUUACUAGAAUAAUGAAUGUGGAAAUUAUUUACCUAAAUGACAAUUAUUUUGGAGCUAAUGGUUACCAUGCUCAUGAUAUAGCUAUUAUCGGUUUAUCGAACAAAAUUUCUUUUAGUAAUGUCAUCGCACCUAUUUGUAUCGAUUGGAGUGGUCAACAUAAUGUGAAAAAUGGUAUUGAGGGAAAGAUUGUUGGAUGGGGAAGAACAGAAAUAGGUACAUUAAGUUCCAUUUUAUUAGAAACAUCUCUGCCAUACAUCGACCAUUACACUUGUCGAGAUAUGUAUAUAAAUGGAUUUCAAUUAUUUGUGACUCUUGAUAAGUUUUGUGCCGGUUCUACAUUGGUUCCAGGACAAGACAUGGGCGAGGGUGAUAGUGGUUCAGGCUUAACCUUUUUACACUCUCAGUUAUAUUAUUUAACCGGUGUAUUGAGUCUUAAGCAACAAUCCUCAAAUAACUCAAUCGCAGUUUUUACUGACGUUAAAAACCACGUUGAGUGGAUUCGUGAACAAUACAAAAAACAUCAAUAAUUAUAAUAGUAUUAUGGUAAUUAUAUAAAAUAAUUAAUUUAAUUAUAAUUGAAAUCAUUAUUCGUA